Brugia malayi is the source of this 1563-nucleotide messenger RNA. Its product is annotated as GTP-ase activating protein for Arf containing protein. Bases 1 to 1563 code for a protein of 520 amino acids. The transcript is spliced from 11 exons. The record is from RefSeq and is a predicted model, not a curated record. Gene Ontology annotation, biological process: COPI coating of Golgi vesicle. Gene Ontology annotation, molecular function: GTPase activator activity. NCBI's taxonomy places the organism in Eukaryota, Metazoa, Nematoda, Chromadorea, Rhabditida, Onchocercidae.
AUGGGCGCUACAGAAGAAGCUCCAUUAAAAGCAGAUAUUCAAACCGUUUUCCGGAAACUUCGCGCUUUACCAUGCAAUAAAGAAUGUUUCGAUUGUGGUGCUCGUAAUCCUUCGUGGGCAUCAGUAACUUACGGCAUUUACAUAUGUAUCGAUUGCUCGGCGGUGCAUCGCAAUUUAGGCGUUCACAUCAGUUUUGUACGAUCAACUACUUUGGACACUAAAUGGACAUGGUUACAACUGCGUGCUAUGCAAGUUGGUGGAAAUGCUAAAGCGAACAAUUUUUUCAAGCAUCAUGGAUGUAAUACAAAUGACGCUCAACAGAAAUAUAACAGCAAGGCUUCAAAUUUAUAUAGAGAAAAAUUAGCUUCGUUAGCAAUGGAAGCACACCGACAAUAUGGUACUUCUUUGAUGAUGGACAGUAGUGAUUUGAUAGCAGAUGAAGGAUUUGAAGAGAAAAACACAAAGGAUGAAGUUGAUUUUUUUUCUCAAGACUUUCUUGUUCAUCAGAGCAAUUCUUCAUGUUCUAUAAGUCAGGACGCGUUCAUUAGUGAUGACAAUGAAGCAUUAUUAGAACCGAAUAUUGAAGCAUUAUUAUUGAGUGAUACACCUCGUGAACAAAAUGUUCCAUUGAAAUCAAAAAUUGCGAGCAAAAAAAUUACAGUGAAGAAAUCAGGACUUGGUGCUAGGAAAGGAAUGGGUGCACAUCGCAUAACUGCAAAUUUUGGUGAAAUUGAACAGAAAGCAUCUGAUAACUUGAAAGAGAAGGAAACAUUGGAAAGUUCCAUUAUGAAAGAUGACGGAAAUGAUGAUAUUGAUUCCGAUGGGUCAAAAACGAUUUCUAGUCGGUUUCUGAUGCAAGAAUUAGAAAAAAAGGCUAAACAGAAAGCAAGUAAUGUAGAUCAGAAUAAAGCAGACGUAGUAGAUCGUCUUGGUAUGGGCAGUUGUGGCGUCAUUUUUGGAAAGGGAAGAAUAAGUCAUUCGGUGGCAAGCGGUAUCAAAACCAUUCCUCAAGAAGGCAUUUCAAGGAGUAUCAAUGAAACUACAGUGCCAAGUCGACGAGAAGGCGAAUGGGAAAUUAUUGAUGAUGAUUUAAGAGGAAAUGAGAAGAGAUCAAGCAUCACCGAUGAUCGCUACAUAAAAAGAACUACAGGAGGAAACGACUUCUUCGAUAGUUGGGAAACUCCUGCUUCGACAGUCACAAUUAAAAAACCGUCGAGGCCGAUUAUAACCGCUGCUAUGAAUGAGCCGUCCGAUGACAGUGCAUUGAAAAAGUUUGCGAAUGCAAGAGCAAUAUCAUCCGAUCAAUAUUUUGGUAGUCCACAAGUAGAUUAUGAGGCGCAGUCCAGGUUGAAUCGUUUCGAAGGUUCAAGUGGAAUAGGCAGCGCUGAUUUGUUUGGUGAUGGCCAAAAUAGUUCAUACGGUAGUGGUUACGUAAGUCAAAUGCCGGAAAUGGCGACAAUCAGAGAUAGUAUGAGGAUGGGUGCUAGCAAAGUAGCUGGAAAGUUAUCGUCUUUGAGUAAUUCCGUUGCGUAUUAUCUUGCGAACAACCAGGAUCGGUACUGA